AUAAGCGUAGCUGUAACAGGGCCGCGCAACGUUCUCGAAAUUUAUGUGGGUUUAUGUGCCUAUCUCAAGUUUGAAUAGAAACCUAUCGAGCUGCGUUCAAGACCAUGCAUGCGCGUGCUCGUUCAGACCGGCUCACUUUGUGAACUUAAGCACAAAUAUGAAACAAGGCGACACGGACACGCACGUAACCAUGAAGAAUGUUUUCUCAUGGAGACAUUUCACUAUUUUUGGGGUUGCUUUAAUGGUGUCAAUGUCCUACUGUGACGGUGGAAGGAUUCUGGUGUUCCCUGUGGAUGGAAGCCACUGGGUAAAUAUGAAAGUAUUGAUUGAAGGCUUGCACAACAGGGGACACAGUGUCACUGUCAUACGAUGGAAGAGCAGCUGGUACAUCACCGAAAAGUCUCCUUUCUACACAUCAAUCACCUUACAGGACAUGACUGGCAUGGAGCAGGACUUCUUUGAAAAGUUUUUGAGUGAAUAUCUGGAAGUGCAGCGAGGGAAGAAGUCACUGAUGACAUUGUUCACAUUGAAGAGGAACUUCCUUUCCAUGCUGUUUGAAGCACACAGAGCUGUGUGCAAGAUGGUUGGCCAUAUUCUGGAAAAUGAAGAGCUGACAAAACGGCUCCAGGAUGAUCAGUAUGACUUGCUUCUCACUGAUCCUGCUGUAGCAGGCGGGGUGCUCUUGGCCAAUUAUCUGAAGCUGCCGCUGGUGUUGAACGCUCGCUGGAUCACAAGCGGGGAGGGGCAUUUCGCAAUAGCCCCGUCACCGCUCUCCUACAUCCCAGUACCAGGAUCUGGGUUUUCUGAUAAAAUGAAUUUUGUUGAAAGGGUCAAAAAUAUAUUCUAUUAUGCCAUGAUCCUCUACCAGAAAAAGUUUGUUGUUGGGCCACAUUAUGAAGAAAUGUGUGAAAAGUACUUUGGUGCACCAUGUGACAUUGAAACCCUUAUACAGGCAGCUGAUAUAUGGCUCAUGAGGAAUGAUUUUGUGUUUGACUUUCCACGGCCCACCAUGCCCAAUGUGGUUUAUAUGGGAGGAUUCCAGUGCAAGCCUUCCAAGCCCCUUCCCCAAGACCUGGAGGACUUUGUUCAGAGCUCUGGAGAACAUGGUGUCAUUAUCAUGUCUUUAGGGACUCUGGUUAAGUAUCUCCCGAGUGAUAUAACUGAUGAUAUUGCCUCUGUUUUUGCCCAGUUGCCUCAGAAGGUAAUUUGGAGGCAUAUAGGAGACCGACCUUCAACCCUAGGAAACAACACACUAAUAGUCAACUGGAUGCCACAGAAUGACCUCCUUGGACAUCCUAAGACCAGGGCUUUUGUAGCACAUGGAGGAACCAAUGGAGUCCAAGAGGCUAUUUACCAUGGUAUGCCGGUGUUGGGAAUUCCAUUGUUCUUUGACCAAUAUGACAACCUCCUGCGGCUGAAGCACAGAGGAGCAGCCAAGAUCCUGGAUCUAGGAACUUUUGACAGGAGCGUCUUCCUCCAGGCCAUACAGGAAGUGCUUCAUGACCCGUCCUACAGGAUGAACAUGCAGAUGCUGUCCAGGCUGCACCAGGACCAGCCAAUGAAUCCACUGGACCGUGCAAUCUUCUGGAUCGAGUAUGUCAUGAGACACAAGGGUGCUGCUCACCUGCGCACUGAGUCCUACAAGAUGCCCUGGUACUCCUAUCACUCUGUGGAUGUGAUAGCAGUGUUGUUAGCUGCUGUGUUGCUCAUAUUGUUCAUCACUGUUGCUGGUAUUAAAUUUCUGUGCUUCCGAGUUUGUUUUAAAAGAAAGAUGAAACAUGAAUAAUGAAUCUCAUGUUGCCCCACAUAAAAGUAAACACUUUGCAUGUAUUCCAUUAAACAUAUUGAAGUGAUUAGAUAAGCCUCCAAUCCAAUCAUAGUGCAGAUAAUAAAGAACAACAAAAAAUAACAAUUGGCAUUGUAUUGAUGUGCCUGCAUAUGUUCUUUGCUGUGUACAAGGCAAAUGAUGGAACAGAAAGCAUAUGAUUUGAACAGAAACUUCACAUGAUUGUGUUGUAAUGAAACCCCCUAAAUCAUUCUGGUUUGGGAUGCUUUUGUUGCUAAUAAUUAAAAUUUAAGAAAUGCAUGUGUAGUAGUGUUAGUAUGCAACUAAUUUUUACAUUUAAAUGAAAAUGCCUCACAGUAAUUAAUGUAUGUAUCUCAAUAUACAUACCAAAAUGUAAUGAUCAUUUUUACCUAUUCUGUGUGUAUCUGCUUGUAUGCUGAAAACACUUGAAUUUGUCUUUAGAGGAACUUGAUAAAACCAGGGCAUUUUGCAGACAUAUGUAAGAAAUAGAAUUAAUUUCUAAUCUAUUCUAAGGCAUUUUCUACUCUUCUGUAUAUGGUGCUGUGAGAGGUUUCUUUUAGUUAACAGAGAUUCUCUCUUAAUGUUUCCGACUAGCAAUAUCCUGGCAUAUACCUUACAAUAUAUUUGAAUUUGAAACUGGACUUGGGAUGUAAGACUGCACUACAGUACAUGAUAUGUGUUAAAAGAUGUGAAAGUUCCAUUGAUUCAUUCAUGAGAUUUAGUGGGAAUAAUUUAGGCUGCUUUGGAAAGGUACUGCACCUCCUGGAAAAAGCUGGGACCUGUGUGAGGAACACCCAUUCCUUUGGCCUCCGAUUAAACAUCAGAUGUUUUUUUUUUUGCUCUGUUUCUAUUCCACCAUAUACUCAACAAAUUUUAUCAUGUAUCAAAAAUGCAUUUAUACAUAUAAAUGUUUUUUUAAGGUAAAUAUUGAGGUAAAUAUUUUUUGUUAUCUUUUAAUUUAUCCAUUGAAAAUUGUCUUUAAUACAUUUACUCCUA
Megalops cyprinoides (Indo-Pacific tarpon) is the source of this 2803-nucleotide messenger RNA. Its product is annotated as UDP-glucuronosyltransferase 2B31-like. The record is from RefSeq and is a predicted model, not a curated record. The transcript has 2 exons. Lineage: Eukaryota; Metazoa; Chordata; Actinopteri; Elopiformes; Megalopidae. Gene Ontology annotation, molecular function: UDP-glycosyltransferase activity. Bases 44 to 1786 code for a protein of 580 amino acids.